This is a messenger RNA of Oppia nitens, 1639 nucleotides long. RefSeq names its product sulfotransferase 1C2-like. Gene Ontology annotation, biological process: sulfation. The record is from RefSeq and is a predicted model, not a curated record. The transcript has 4 exons. Lineage: Eukaryota; Metazoa; Arthropoda; Arachnida; Sarcoptiformes; Oppiidae. Bases 2 to 772 code for a protein of 256 amino acids. Gene Ontology annotation, molecular function: sulfotransferase activity. Gene Ontology annotation, cellular component: cytoplasm.
AAUGGCACACAAGUAUAAGCCGACAAAAAACGAUCUGUUUAUUGUGUCGUAUCCUAAAUGUGGUACAACUUGGACCCAACAGAUUGUCCAUCUAUUGCUCAAUAGAGGUGUACCGCCGGCAAAAACACUGCUGUUCUCCAAAUCUAUACCAUUCCUCGAGGUGUGUGCGCCAACACAAGAUGACACCGACACUCAUGUACGGGCAUUCAAGACUCAUUUGCCCGUCCAAUUGGCGCCGUUUGACGACCAGUCACCGGCAAAAUACAUAUAUUGUAUCAGAAAUCCGAAAGACUGUUUGAUUUCCUUUUGGUUUCACGAAAAAGAUUUUCCAUUACUUUUAUGCGACAAUUUUCAACAGUUUUUCACUGCAUUCAUGUCGGGUAAGACCGGUUAUGGCGACUAUUUUGAUCAUCUAAUCGGUUGGUAUCGUCAGAGACACCGAACUGCAAAUGUCCUGAUUGUUCACUACGAAGAUCUAAAGACAGACAUUGAGAAACAGAUCCGAAGAAUUGCCAAAUUUAUUAGCAAUGAUCUGUUGGAACAGAUUACUGAUGAUAAAGACUUCUUGGAUAAUGUCAUCAAAUAUAGUAGUUUUGAAUUUAUGAAGACUUCGACCAAUGGACAGAUGAAAAAGUUUUUCGACCAAUCGGUCGAUGAUAUGGAAAGUGAUGGAGAAAUUGUCGACGGCUUUAAAGAUGCUUUUCGUGACAUCAAAUCAAACGAUAAUUUAAUCUCUUUUGGUGACCAUCGAUGGCCGAACCCAUAUCCAUGAAUGAUGACAAUGUAAUGAUUAUGAAAGAGCUGAAACAGGAGAUCAGUCGUCUGCAACGGGAACUACAGUUUAGCGACUCAUUCAUCCAAGUCUUGGGCGAACAGAGACAUCAGUUUAUCAAAUAUUUCAAUGAAUGUCAACUAUGCGGACAAAACCAACAGAUGAGACAAUUGUUGACCAAUUUGGACAACAAAUUGAUUCAACUGAAGAAUGAAUAUGAGUUCGUUGACGGCGGCAGUGAUGAUGAUGUAGUAGUAUUGGCCGUCGAUACUAACGGUGGUCGUCGUCGUUGUGACAAUCAAUCGGAAACAGGACGACAAACAUUUGUUGGUAACACCAUUACCACCAACAACAACAAUAACAACAUAACCGAUAAUUUGGUGGUCAGUAUUGUUGGUCAACAACAGCCACCACUGGAUAAUCAAAUGAUUGUCACAACAAAUAGACCUAAAUUUCAAAGUUGUCGAUUAACUACUAAACAGAUUAUCGACAAAUUGAAACCUAAGAAACCAAUUGAUCCAUUGAAACCCAUAGUCCAUUACAAAUAUCAUUGUCGCACCUGUAACUAUAUGACCAAAAAUCUCAAACAAAUUAACCGACAUCUCACCAACAAUGUUGGCCACGAACGGAGCGCCACUUGCAAGCCAGACAUUGCCUAUCCAUCAUCUGUGAAGAGAAUCGAUCGACCGACGACAUCGCAAACGACUGGCCAACCGGUAAUAAUAAGUGUGGACAACAAUAGGACGGCAGCAAAGAAACGGCAUAUCUGUUAUGAACCUAACUGUGGCAAACAGUUUAGAGACUCGUAUGGAUUGAAAAGACAUCGGAAAACACACGAAGAAAAAUUGCCGAUAGUUUUCAAUAAUU